UUCGUCCUCCUGAAUUUGUUUCCAUUUUGACUGUGAUGGAAACCAAACGCUGCUUUGCAAAUCGCUUUGAUGAUUACAAAGGUGCUCUGUUGGUUGGCCACUCGAGGGAAGCCCUUGUUCCAUUGAUCGUUGCCAAGAUAGAAAAGAUCCUGAAGAAGGUACCUAUUGCCACGGAGACAAGUGAUUGCUGUGACGGGGGUCUUUAUGAUGGACCGGCGGGGGUUGCCUAUAUGCUGUACUAUGUUUCGGAAUGUCCCUGGUUCAUCUCUUACAAAGAAAGCUACUUGAAGCUGGCUAAACAGAUAAUUGACGUGUAUGUCAGGUACGUGGACAAUGAGUCCGAUGUCAACAUGCGAACAGCCUUUCUUCUGGGAGGAGCAGGCAUAUACGCGGUGGCAGCAAUGAUCUACAAGGCCAUGGGGCUAGCCGACUUCGUGAAGCCCCUCACCAAAUUUAGGAACCUAUGGGAGGUGUGCGCGCCUAUCACUUUUUUGGAGUGCGGUUCAGAUGAGCUGUUUGUAGGACGGGCUGGCUACUUGUGCGCCGCUCUCGUGCUAAAGCAGAAACUGGGCAUAGAGGUUUUAAGUCCUGAUCAGAUCAAAGCUAUCUGUCAGGCAAUUAUUGAAAGUGGAAUGCAAUAUGCAAAGAAGAAAAGAAAGCCUUUUCCCCUCAUGUAUUCCUACUAUGGCACUGAAUACCUGGGUGCAGCUCAUGGACUUUCCUCCAUUCUUCAGAUGUUGUUGUCUUACAAUGAAUACCUCCCAGCUGUUGACCGUGAACUAGUUUGGCAGAGUGUGGACUUCCUCAUGAACCAAGAGCAGAACUGUAACUGGCCCGCAGAACUGGGAGAGAUAAUCCAGAGGGAAAAUGAGUUGGUUCACUGGUGUCAUGGAGCACCAGGUAUUACUUACCUUUUUGCCAAAGCCUACCUGAUCAACAAGAAACCCAGGUAUCUGGACACCUGUGUUCGUUGUGGGGAGCUUGCCUGGCAGAAAGGACUGCUGAAGAAAGGUCCUGGUAUUUGCCAUGGAGUGGCUGGAAGUGGCUAUGUUUUUCUACUCUUGUAUAGAUUAACAGGAAAUACGAAAUACGUCUACAGGGCACAAAGGUUUGCAGAAUUCUUAUUUUCAAAUGAAUUCAAGACUGGAUCCAAUAAUGUCGAGAGCAUUUACAGUUUGUUUGAAGGUCUUUCAGGAACGGUGUGUUUCUUGGUGGAUCUUAUUCAGCCAGAGAAAGCUGAAUUUCCUCUCUUCAGUGUAUUUGUGUAACAAUGAAUCAUACGCUAUGUCCAGGAAAAAUUGAAUUAAUAACCUAGGGGCCGCUCUUUGCCUAAAUGGGUUACCUGCAUUAGUGUUUGGAAGCUGUCAAAAAAAUGGAUGUGCGAGACAUCAGAGGUAUUGUAAGAGUGUUAAAUUUUCAGCACUUGCGGCUUAAUAAAAUGUAUGUUGAUGUUUCUGUGCUUUUUCUAACACACAUGUAUUCUUUGAAAUUAGUGUAUUAUUUGUCAAGCUCUUUGUAUUAUCUGUAUUAACAAUUUACUUCAUACACCAUGUUUUAUGAAUAUGUUUAAGUGUAUUAUGCCUGUUUGCAAAAUUGGAUAUAGACCUGAUAUUUCAUAACACACUGUGGUUAUUAAAUGGUGCAGGCAGUUCAUUCAUACUUGGAGUUCCUUUAUCUUUUGACAAAUAAUGUUAUUAAACAAUAUUUAUGAGUAGUGUGGGAACAGCAGAUAUGAGGUAGUAAGUGGGUAUUUUUCAAAAUUUAAACAACUAUUAAACAAUGUUUUUUUAACUCUGUAUUCGUUUUGCCAAAUGUUAGCUAUUAGCUGUAUAGUAAUCCAUUCAACACCUAAGUAAUUAAAGAAACAAUGUGUAA
Polypterus senegalus (gray bichir) is the source of this 1875-nucleotide messenger RNA. Its product is annotated as lanC-like protein 3. Gene Ontology annotation, biological process: peptide modification; carbohydrate metabolic process. The transcript has 5 exons. Gene Ontology annotation, cellular component: plasma membrane. NCBI's taxonomy places the organism in Eukaryota, Metazoa, Chordata, Cladistia, Polypteriformes, Polypteridae. The record is from RefSeq and is a predicted model, not a curated record. The coding region runs from base 36 to 1268 and encodes 410 amino acids.